AUGGAGAAAGAGAAAGGGAAUAACUGCACAUCAUCAAGUGAAUUCCUCCUGCUGGGAAUGGGGAACAUCCCCUCACUCCAUACACCACUCUUCCUACUCUUGCUCCUGAUCUACUUGGUGACCGUGGUUGGGAACAGCCUCAUUGUUGUGCUGGUGGUGGCAGACCGGCAUCUGCACAGCCCCAUGUGUGCCCCCAUGUAUGCCCACUUCUUCUUGGGCAAUCUGUCCUUUGUAGAGACCUGCUGCAGCUCCACCAUCCUGCCCCAGCUGUUGGCCAGCUUCCUGACUGGGGACAGGACUAUCUCUGCUCAGGGUUGUGUGACUCAGAUCUAUUUUCUCAUUCGUUUUGCAGCUAGUGAGUGUUUCCUGCUGGCAUCCAUGUCCUAUGAUGGGUACUUGGCCAUACGCCAGCCCCUGCUCUAUGCAAGCCUCAUGACCUGGAAGUUCUGUGGCCCUGCUGCAACUGACAACUUCUUCUCUGAUUUUACUCCUUUGCUGGAGCUCGCCUGCACUGACACCAGUGUAGUUAAAAUAGUAACUUUCAUCCUGACUCUCCUGGAUUCAGUCUUCCCCUUCCUGAUCACGCUGGCCUCCUACGUGUCCAUCAUAAUUGCCAUCCUGAGGAUCCCCUCCAGCAUGGGCACGCAGAAGGCCUUCUCCACCUGCUCCUCGCGCUUCACUGUCGUCACUGUUUUCUAUGGCUCCCUCAUCAUUGUCCACAUGCUGCUCAGAACCCUCAGACUCAGAGAGCUCAACAAGGUGUUCUCCUUCUUCCUACCCUGUCCUCACACCCCUGGUCCAUCCCCUCACCUACAGUCUGCAGAGCAAGGAGCUCAGGAAGGCCCUGAGGAAAGCACUCAGGAAAGAUUUGGGUGGUACCUAGAGGUCAUGCCAGUUGAAAUGGGCACAGACAACUUCCAACUUGUACAAAACAAAGCGCUGCCUACUGCAGGACCUCUUUAG
Molecule: messenger RNA, 963 nt
Organism: Rhea pennata
Lineage: Eukaryota; Metazoa; Chordata; Aves; Rheiformes; Rheidae
Product: olfactory receptor 8G50-like
Exons: 2
Coding region: 1-963 (320 amino acids)
Biological process (GO): G protein-coupled receptor signaling pathway
Cellular component (GO): membrane
Molecular function (GO): G protein-coupled receptor activity; olfactory receptor activity; odorant binding
Source: RefSeq, a predicted model, not a curated record